AUGAAACGUGUGAUGGAGACGGAGGGAGGAAACACUCAAUUCAGCAGAAACUCAGCGAAGAACUUCCAGCGGCUGCAGAACGAGUGGAAGAUGGCGAAGGUUGCUCUGAUCGUCAUCCUGCUCUACGUUAUCUCCUGGUCACCGUACUCCGUGGUGGCUCUCACCGCCUUCGCCGGGUACGCAGACAUCUUGACUCCCUAUAUGAACUCUGUGCCUGCCGUCAUCGCCAAGGCCUCGGCCAUCCACAACCCCAUCAUCUACGCCAUCACGCACCCGAAAUACAGGGUAGCGUUGGCCAAGUACAUCCCGUGUCUCGGCAGACUGCUGUGCGUCCAUCCUCGCGACCUGCGCUCGGCGAGCAGCAGCUUCGUGUCGACGCGGCGCUCCACCGUGACCAGCCAGACCUCCGACAUCAGCAGCCAGCUGAGGCAGCAGAGCCACAAGACCCGCCUCUCCUCCGUCUCCGACAGCGAAUCGGGUAUGACGGACACCGAGGCGGACCUGUCCAGUGUGGGCUCCAGACCGGCCAGCCGCCAGGUGUCAUGUGACCUCGGCAGAGACACCACCGAGCUGCCCGAGUUCAAACCCAGCGCCAGCUUCAAGUCCACGAUGAAGAGCCACGACUCGGGCAUCUUCGAAAAGACGUCCAAUGACACGGAUGUCUCCACGCCGGUAGUCAGUGAACGCGGCAGCGUCCCAGAUACAAAAAUGGCAGAGGCACACGGGAGGAGAAGCACGAUUGGUCGAGUCCCGAGCAUCGUCGUCACGUCUGAGUCCAGUCCCUUCCUUCCCAUUGGACGAAAGGGUUCCACUGCCCGCCCGACGACAGCCAAUAACAGCAACGCGGGGGCGGGUUCUGGGUAGAGAGCCUGCAAACACCGUUCAACUGAAGCUCAGAAAUCACCCAUUCUCAUUCAUUGUCACCUUCUCUGGCGUUUGUUAUUGACGCAUUUAAAAUCUCCUUUUGGCGCCACAUUUUAGACACUCGCGGUGUGGUAUGCCGCGUGGCAGCCUGAACUAGGGUUGGGUACCGAAACCCGGCUCCACUACGGAACCGGUUCCCACUCAACCGGUAGGAAUCGGACCGGAUUAGAACGCAAAUUUCUGUUCCACUUAAAGGUGCUCUAAGCAAUGUUGGCUGACGUCACUUCUUGUUGACGUUCAGAGUAUUUUAAAGCAAAAUGGAGACUCAUCACCUCCUCCUCCCUUUCUGUGCUUCAGCGCACUCACUUCAGG
Perca flavescens (yellow perch) is the source of this 1236-nucleotide messenger RNA. Its product is annotated as melanopsin-A-like. Gene Ontology annotation, cellular component: membrane. Lineage: Eukaryota; Metazoa; Chordata; Actinopteri; Perciformes; Percidae. The transcript is spliced from 7 exons. The coding region runs from base 1 to 864 and encodes 287 amino acids. Gene Ontology annotation, molecular function: G protein-coupled receptor activity. Gene Ontology annotation, biological process: G protein-coupled receptor signaling pathway. The record is from RefSeq and is a predicted model, not a curated record.